Molecule: messenger RNA, 567 nt
Organism: Zasmidium cellare ATCC 36951
Lineage: Eukaryota; Fungi; Ascomycota; Dothideomycetes; Mycosphaerellales; Mycosphaerellaceae
Exons: 4
Coding region: 1-567 (188 amino acids)
Biological process (GO): small GTPase-mediated signal transduction
Cellular component (GO): plasma membrane
Molecular function (GO): GDP binding; GTP binding; GTPase activity
Source: RefSeq, a predicted model, not a curated record
AUGCCGCCGCAGCAGAAGCAGCGGAAGAUGGCGAUUGUCGGCAGCAGGUCUGUCGGCAAAUCCUCCCUCACAGUCCAAUACGUCGACGGGCACUUCGUCGACUCGUACUACCCCACCAUCGAAAACACCUUCAGCAAAGUGAUCCGCUACCGCAACCAAGACUUCGGCGUCGAGAUCAUCGACACGGCGGGGCAGGAUGAAUAUACCAUCCUCAACAGCAAGCACUUUAUCGGCAUCCAUGGGUAUAUGAUUGUGUAUUCGGUCGCGAGCAAGCAGAGCUGGGAGAUGGUGAGGAUUAUUAGGGAUAAGAUUUUGAAUCAUUUGGGCGCCGACACAGUCCCCAUCAUGAUCGUCGCGAACAAAUCCGACCUGCGCCCCGAGCAGCGCCAGGUCAGCCAGGCGGACGGGAAGAAACUCGCCGAAGAGCUGGGCUGCGGGUUCGUGGAGGCCAGCGCGCGGUAUAACGAGAACGUCGGCAAGGCCUUCGAGGGCAUGAUUGGGGAGAUUGAGAAGGGUCAGGAGGCCGGGCAGCCGAAGGAGGGGAACUCGAAGUGUGUGGUCAUGUAA